CUCCCUCCGUCCCUCAUCAGCAUCACUCCUCCUGCUGCUGCGCCGCAUUAGCCUCGGCUAACCCCGGACUACACUUCCAAACCCGACCGCCUGGCUUCCAUAGUGCUCUGUAGGAUAUAAUAAAAAUGCCAAGUGUCACGGUGAAAGAUGUCAACCAGCAGGAGUUUGUCAAGGCUUUGUCAGCUUUCCUCAAAAAGUCUGGCAAACUAAAAGUCCCAGAGUGGGUUGACACCGUGAAGCUUGCCAGGCACAAGGAGCUGGCUCCCUGCGAUGACAACUGGUUUUACACCAGAGCAGCAUCCACGGCCCGUCACCUGUACCUGCGAGGAGGGGUGGGCGUCGGCUCCAUGAUCAAGAUCUACGGCGGGCGUCAGAGAAACGGCGUCUGCCCCGCCCACUUCAGCGUGGGCUCCAGGAACGUGGCGAGGAAGGUUCUCCAGGCUCUGGAGGGCCUCAAGAUGGUGGAGAAGGACCCCAAUGGUGGUCGGAGACUUACCCCUCAGGGCCAGAGGGACCUGGACAGGAUUGCUGGUCAGGUUGCCUCGGCAAACAAGAAACAGCGAAGUUUACAAAGCGCCAUCUGAGGAAAGCAUGCAAAGAAUCCAGACAUGUGAAAUGCAGCUAUGCCUUACUGCUUAUUUACUCAAGUUGGCUCGCCUCCCAUAUCAAUCCAGUGAACGCAGCGACCGAGUGCA
This is a messenger RNA of Acanthochromis polyacanthus (spiny chromis), 695 nucleotides long. RefSeq names its product 40S ribosomal protein S19. Bases 126 to 584 code for a protein of 152 amino acids. The record is from RefSeq and is a predicted model, not a curated record. Gene Ontology annotation, molecular function: RNA binding; structural constituent of ribosome. Lineage: Eukaryota; Metazoa; Chordata; Actinopteri; Pomacentridae. The transcript has 6 exons. Gene Ontology annotation, biological process: ribosomal small subunit assembly; translation. Gene Ontology annotation, cellular component: cytosolic small ribosomal subunit; ribosome.